Salvelinus namaycush (lake trout) is the source of this 2382-nucleotide messenger RNA. RefSeq names its product disintegrin and metalloproteinase domain-containing protein 11-like. The coding region runs from base 1 to 2382 and encodes 793 amino acids. The transcript has 25 exons. The record is from RefSeq and is a predicted model, not a curated record. Gene Ontology annotation, biological process: proteolysis. Lineage: Eukaryota; Metazoa; Chordata; Actinopteri; Salmoniformes; Salmonidae. Gene Ontology annotation, molecular function: metalloendopeptidase activity.
AUGCUGGCGGUGUGGUGCUUGGUCUUUGCUGCAGUGGGCGAGAGGUUUGCCGUGUCAGUUGGCAGUUAUCACGUCUCCCGCGUUACAGGCGGCGGAAGGUCGACUUUGGUGCGGGAUGCGAGUUUGUGGGAUUGGUUCUCGCCAGAGGAGCGGGGAGACAGCAGCGACAUUGCGGCCGAAGUCACCUAUCCAAAGCGUCUGGUGCAACAGAUGGAGUCGGAGGAAGAAAUGUCCCACGGCUAUUUGGAUACCCGCGUGAAGAAUACCACGGGAGGCACCUCGCCAGUCCAUUUGGCCCAGAGUUGUUUCCAGGUGGAAACCUUCGGACACACCUUCACCCUGGACCUGGAGUUAAACCACAACCUCCUGUCCUCAGACUACGUGGAGCGGCACUUUCACCAAGACGGCAAACCCUCACAGUCUAUGGGAGGGGAGCACUGCUACUACCAAGGGAGGUUGAGGGGCUUACCAGAGUCCUGGGCAGCUCUCUCCACCUGUCUUGGCCUAUGUGGUAUGUUUUCUGAUGGGAUGUUCUCUUAUGGGAUUGAGCCUCUUUUCGACGGGACCAAUCAGACUGAGGGGGCCCACCUAGUGCGUAGGAUGCCUGAUGUCAGACUAUCCCCAGACUGUCAAGACUGCACAGACAACAGUGAGGGGGAUAGAGCCAGAGGUAAUGGUGAUGAGCAGAUGAAGGAUCCCCGGGUCGGUGAGGUGCUGAGGCGCUCUAAGAGACAGCUGCCACGCAGGCCCACCGUGCAGUCAGAGACCAAAUACAUCGAGCUGAUGGUGGUCAACGACUACGAAAUGUUUGAGCAGCUGCGACGCUCCACUACCCAGGCCAGGAACUUUGCCAAAGCAGUGGUCAAUAUGGCUGAUGCAAUUUACAGGGAACAGCUGAACACACGCAUCGUGCUGGUUGCCAUGGAGACCUGGUCGUCGGCCAACAUGGUUCCCGUGGUGACGGACCCGUUGACGACGCUGCAGAACUUCAUGAAGUACAGGAAGGACAGUAUUAAGGAGCAAAGUGACGUCGUGCACCUCUUCUCGGGGCGUACAUUCCAGAGCAGUCGCAGUGGGACGGCCUACACCGGAGGGGUGUGUUCUCUCACCAGAGGAGGGGGCAUCAACGAGUAUGGGAACGUGGGUCCUAUGGCCAUCACUCUGUGCCAGAGUCUGGGUCAGAACAUUGGGAUGAGGUGGAACAACAUACGCAGCUCUGCGGGAGACUGCAGAUGUCCUGAUUCUUGGCUUGGUUGUAUCAUGGAAGACACUGGAUAUUACCUGCCCAGAAAGUUCUCUCGCUGCAGUGUUGAUGAGUACAUCCAGUUCUUGCUCCAGGGGGGCGGGAGCUGCCUCUUCAACAAGCCCAACAAGCUGUUGGACCCUCCUGAGUGUGGGAACGGCUUCGUGGAGACAGGGGAGGAGUGUGACUGUGGGUCUCAGCUGGAGUGUGCCCGUAGUGGAGGGGCGUGCUGUAAGAAGUGUACCCUGACCCACGAUGCCAUGUGCAGUAGUGGACUGUGCUGCAGUGGGUGCAGGUAUGAGCUGAGAGGAGCGGUUUGCAGACAGGCUGUGAAUGACUGUGACAUCCCAGAGAGCUGCACAGGAGACUCCAGCCAGUGCCCUCAUAAUGUGCACAAGCUGGAUGGAUACAUGUGUGACAGUAGUCAGGGUCGUUGUUAUAGUGGUCGGUGCAGGACUCUCGAUGGCCAGUGUAAGGGACUUUGGGGCUACAAUUCAGCAGACCGCUUCUGCUAUGAGAAGCUGAAUGCAGAGGGCACAGAGAAGGGCAACUGUGGGCGGAGCCCUGAGGGCCAGGGAUGGCUGCAAUGCAACAAGCCGGAUGUGCUUUGUGGUUUCCUGUUCUGUAUCAAUAUGACGGUGAAGCCAAAGUUUGGGGAUCUGGAGGGAGAAGUGACCAGCCUUACAAUAUACCACCAGAACAAGUACCUGGACUGCCGAGGGGGCCAUGUCCUGCUGGAGGAUGGGUCAGACCUGGGCUACGUAGAGGAUGGUACGCCAUGCGGCCCCAACAUGAUGUGUCUGGAGCGCCGCUGUCUCCCCGUGGCCGCCUUCAACCUCAGCUCCUGCUCCGGCUCCACGCUGGGACGCACCUGCUCUGACCACGGGACAUGCAGUAACGAGGUGAAGUGUAUCUGUGACAGGGACUACACCGGGAAGGACUGCAGUGUCUUUGACCCCAUCCCUGACCCCACGCCGCCUGCCAACACGGAGAAGAAAGGUCCCAGUGGCACCAAUAUCAUAAUAGGGUCCAUCGCAGGUGCUAUUCUUCUGGCAGCUAUAGUCCUAGGGGGGACAGGAUGGGGAUUUAAGAAUAUCCGAAGAGGAAGGUAUGACCUAGCCCCUGACACUGCAGGGUGA